Molecule: messenger RNA, 393 nt
Organism: Penicillium mononematosum
Lineage: Eukaryota; Fungi; Ascomycota; Eurotiomycetes; Eurotiales; Aspergillaceae
Exons: 1
Coding region: 1-393 (130 amino acids)
Source: RefSeq, a predicted model, not a curated record
AUGCCAUCGCCAAUUCCGCUCGUGCGAACCUCAGCCAAGUGGCACGAACCACUGUUGCGGCCCAGGCUCAACACUUGCAAGCAGCGCAGGCUCUGGCGGCACUUGGGCAAAAUGCUAAUGUCAACCCCCCACGCUGGUCGUUCCAACCCACAAUUUGUGCCUCCUCUGGUUAUCAAUUCCCUGCCAUUCAACCCACCUCCUACUCACCAUCAUCACCACCAUGGCCAUCAGCGUCGACCUCAAGGGUCCUCGACAGCUGCGAGGGUGUUCAAACUGCAGUUCGACGCACGGAAGCUCAUCUGUGCCAGCGUGGACCCUCGCAUUGUAGGAUGGGAUUUCGCCUGCGAUGAUGAAGAUAUAAUUGAGGCGAGUCCAUUCUUCAAGGGGCUUUAA